AUGUCGACGCCUCCAGCAUUGCGCUUGCCACCUGAACUCGAUGAGCUCAUAUUCGACCACCUGAGUCACGAAAAGGCACUCUCAAGGCGUGUAGCCUCGUCUGUCGUGCAUGGCUAUUCCUCGCGAGGAAACAUCUUUUCGAAGCGUGCAUGGAAGAAAAUCAGGGGACGAUUCAGACGCAAGCUACGACGAGACUCGGCGAGUACGACGCCCAUAACUAGCGGCAAGAUGCCCAUUGCCCGCAGCUGGGUAGACUUUCUUCGCGUUGACAAGGCUUCCAACAAUGUACUUCGAUAUACCAAAAAACUCUGGUUUAUCGUGCCGCUCCAAAAGAGCACGAUUGGUCCCCCAGUCGGAUUCAUCUCAGAAUUGUUCCAGCGCCGACCAGGCUUACGUAGUCUAUACGUCGAGAGUUUCAACUCGUACAAUGCUACAUCAUCUACACUGCUCAAUGUGACCAACCUUGCCGCACACAUCUCUUCACUUCGUCUCACGAGCGUCAACUUUCCGUCGAUAGGAAACCUUAUGGGCUUUCUAUCGUCGAUGAUACAAUGCUCAAUAUUGGUCAUGACUGGCGUGACGUGGGAUAGCGACGACAGUUCGUUUUUGCAACAACAAUUAUCGCCUCCACCCAUCCGCAAGAUAGAACUAACAUCUACCGAUGUGCGACCAUUUUACACGUGGCUUCAGGUCAAACAGGCUCUAUCUGUUAUAGAAGCUGUUGCCAUCUCGCACCACACAACGGAGAACAGUGAAUACGAGAACGACUUGCUCAGCCAUUGCACGUCCCUUCGAACCCUAUCGAUCUACACAUGCGAGCCCUGUUUUCCUAGUAUUGCGGCGACGUUGGACUUUACAAAUUGUACAAGCGUGGAGACAAUAAUACUUAGGGCUCGAUACUCCGAUGUCAGCUGCAAAUGGAUGCUUCAUACGCUUAAGAAACUACCUCGACUCGACUUGCUGCGACGGGUGGUCAUUCACUUCAGCCACCUACUCUACAUUUACGCUAUCCCCAAGCAUUGCGCGCUUCUGGAUGAUUUUUUGUCGUUUGACCCCAUCUUGCCCAAGACGAUCUUGGUCAUAGCUGACGUUUCCCAGUCCCUAUCUCCCCUCGGCAGCUCUACCAACUUUGAAGCCUCGUUCCCAGAGCUUUACAAGAGCGGCCGCGUCAGAGUGGUCCUAAAUUCACCGAAUGCACGCGAUGAUCCAUUCUCGAUUGAAUGUCAACUUUGCAAGGCCUGGAGGCACAUGCUCCUUCCUUCUCUGCUCCAAUCAGCCACAUUUCGCUACAAAUAUCUCGACAAGCCAGCUAAACCAGAACCAACGAUCACCGUCAAGGUAAUAGAAUCCCGUUCUUGGAUACGGUCAAGGCUUUCGAAACUGCUCACCGCGUCACCGGAAGCGCCUAUGCGCGGGAUUGGUGACGCAGAACAGGAAAUAUGGAAUGAAGUGAUGAGGGUGCUGGAGUCGUCUCAAGAGACACGGCUUCUCAUCAAGAAACUGCAUUUAGUAGGCGUUAUUGGCGCCGCGGAGCAUCUGGAGACACUCGCAGAUAUCCUUGCACGCGUACCCAACGUGAAAGAGCUUGAACUUUCUAGCUGGGUGUGGAAAUCGUCCGGGUUCGGCGUCAAGCCGCUCAGUUUCCGAGCAGAGGCCAUCACUACCGUCACGUUUCGGAGCAUCAACUACUCGCUCAUGUCGCAAUUCGAGCAACAUCUCUCGCUCUUUCCAUGUUGUGUUUCGAUAAAUCUGCAUGCUGUACGGUGGUGGAUGGCCGAUGUCGACCGUCGGGUGCAACCUUUUCCUCGCACCUUGAAGCGCCUCUGGGCCCAAGGUGUCAACAUCACCACUAUUCUCGAGCGACUGCUCGAAGUCAAGCCACCACUUCAACUGGAGAGCGUAGGACUCGUACCGCUCCUUGAGCAAAAUAUCCGUGCUGUCAAUCGGCUACUUACACAAGUUGGGCGGACAUUGACGCAUCUAAGCAUUGGAUUUCAAAAUAUUUAUCGAACUGAAAUCUUAAGGCCCGACGCAUGCGUCAACUUGCUCUCGCUCAGUAUUGUGUCUGUACCUUGGUCACAGUGGGGGAGACCUGAUAAGACAUGGGCUACGACACUCCUUGGAAGGUUUGCCAUUGCCCGUCGCUUGCAGUCGAUUACCAUCGCCUAUGAACCCGUUACACCAGUCGUGGUCACGUCGUCGAUGAACACACUUGAUGUCGAUGAUAUGGUGGCACGGUCUUUCCCUCGAUUGCAAGCGUUUACGUUGCAGAAGGAAAGAUCUCGCAUCGACAACUCCUUCGAGGAGCUGGACAACUAUUUCCCAAAAAUGUUCGCCAAGGGGAUCCUCAAAGGAGAACUGCUACCACGAUACUCAGAUUUGUAG
Messenger RNA from Serendipita indica DSM 11827, 2385 nucleotides. The record is from the annotation of a GenBank genome assembly. NCBI's taxonomy places the organism in Eukaryota, Fungi, Basidiomycota, Agaricomycetes, Sebacinales, Serendipitaceae.